AUGAGUGACUUGAACUACAACUGGAACAACAACAACAACAACCAUAACAAUAACAUGACAGAUAUGAUGGUCAUAYCGGUGGCCAACUCGUCGAUGACCACUAAAAUAAGCGGUUCGUUGGACUCAUUGGAAGCGCUGCCAUUGUGGCCGUGGCAGGUCAUACUCAUUAGCCUAUACUCAAUGACGGCAUUUGUUUCGUUGGCCAGUAAUCUCAUUACAAUUAUUGUACUCAUUAAAGGCGAUAAAAUAUCAUCUGAAUUGUGGAAAUUUUUGAUCAAUCUUUGUAUAUCUGAUAUCUCGAUGUCUGUCUUUUCCAUACCAUUCACUUACACCAUCUUUAUGAAGGGUCGUUGGAUUUUUCCCAACGAGUUGUGUCCAUUGGUUCACUUCGCUCAGAUCUGUUCUGUGUUUGUCAGUGUGUGGACACUAACCAUCAUUGGGAUCGACAGGCUUAUACAGGUAUAA
Oppia nitens is the source of this 465-nucleotide messenger RNA. Its product is annotated as G-protein coupled receptor 83-like. Gene Ontology annotation, biological process: G protein-coupled receptor signaling pathway. Gene Ontology annotation, cellular component: plasma membrane; neuron projection. Bases 1 to 465 code for a protein of 154 amino acids. The transcript is spliced from 2 exons. NCBI's taxonomy places the organism in Eukaryota, Metazoa, Arthropoda, Arachnida, Sarcoptiformes, Oppiidae. The record is from RefSeq and is a predicted model, not a curated record. Gene Ontology annotation, molecular function: neuropeptide binding; neuropeptide receptor activity.